AUGUCGACGCCGCCUAAGGUCGAGCUGGCCGACCUCUCCCCGCUUCUCCUCAAGAAGGAGCGCGUCACGGCCUCCUUUGACGUUCCCUUGUUGAUUGACGUGAUCCACGGCAGUCGCGACCAGCAAGCGCGACGCAAGCACCUGCUCGACCUCGUGAUCAACGACCCCGUGCUGUGCGACCGCGACAUGAUCUCUCGCAACCACAAGGAGCGCUACGAAAAGGCGCUGGAGAAGUCGCACGCGUAUGCGAAGCUUCUGGAGACCCACCACAUCACAGACCCCGACGAGCAAACGUACGUGUACUACGCGAUCGGGGAGCCGCUCCCCAUCGACGUCCAUCGGUCCAUGUUCAUCCCGACACUACAAAAUCAAAUGGACGACGAACAGCAAGCCAUUUGGGUCCCCAAAGCCACGUCGUUUCAAAUCACCGGCGCCUAUGCGCAAACCGAGCUCGGCCACGGGUCGAACGUCCAAGGCAUUGAAACCACGGCACAUUACGACAAGAACACCCAAGAGUUUGUGUUGAACUCGCCGUCGCUCACGAGUCGCAAGUGGUGGCCUGGUGGACUCGGCAAGACCGCCAACCACUGCGUAUUGCAUGCGCGACUGUUGCUUGAUGGGAAAGACCGAGGCGUCCAGGCGUUCUUGGUGCCGCUGAGAGAUACGCGCACCCACGAGACCCUACCUGGCAUCACCUUGGGCGACAUUGGGCCUAAAAUUGGGUUUCAAUCUGUCGACAACGGGUAUGUAUUUUGCGUAUUGGACCAUGUUCGCAUUCCUCGCCGAAAUAUGCUCAUGCGAUUUGCUAAAGUCGCCCCCGACGGGUCGUUCUCCAAGCCCCCAAUGGACAAAUUGGUAUAUUUUACCAUGGUCAAGAUCCGUGUCCUUGUUGCGGUGGUCUGUGCUCGGUACGUUGGAUAA
Molecule: messenger RNA, 921 nt
Organism: Aphanomyces astaci
Lineage: Eukaryota; Oomycota; Saprolegniomycetes; Saprolegniales; Verrucalvaceae
Exons: 3
Coding region: 1-921 (306 amino acids)
Biological process (GO): fatty acid beta-oxidation using acyl-CoA oxidase; lipid homeostasis
Cellular component (GO): peroxisome
Molecular function (GO): fatty acid binding; acyl-CoA oxidase activity; FAD binding
Source: RefSeq, a predicted model, not a curated record